CUUCCUUACGGGAAGAAAGCGUGAACAACUCUCGACCGCCUUUCAAGUUCAAGGGCGGAGCCUGGGGCUUCAGUAACUGUUUACGCCCAAAGCGAUUUCCAGAAUUACAGGGCGAAGUUAGAAAAAGUUAGGAAGAGAAAGUUUCGGUUUGCAGUCAGAGGAAGAAUUUAUUACCAUGUCCGUCGAAGAAGCAUCUGCGCUGCAGCAAAUUCAAGAAACUGAACUAAGCAAGGAGCCUAAUGAGGAAGAGUCGCAGCCAUCCUCCGACACAGCUGCUGCCAGCCCGGCGGCUGAGGAAGACGCCUUCACCUACCGCUCCUUGGUACUCUGCGGCCACGGUGGCUACGAUAAAGUAAAGCUGCAGGUUAUGCAGGGGAUGCCCGUCCCGAAGAAGGGAGAGCUGAUGAUCCGCGUCAAAGCAUGCGGGCUGAACUUCGCGGACCUAGUGGCCAGGCAGGGUCUGUACGAGCGGCUGCCACCUCCACCGGUCACACUGGGCAUGGAGUGCUCCGGGGUGGUGGAGGCUGUGGGUGAAGGAGUGACGGGGAGGAAGGUGGGAGACAAGGUGUUUGUUGUGAACGCUUUUGGACUGUGGCAGGAAGUGGUUUUAACGGUCGAACAGUUUACUUUCCCCAUGCCGGAGGGGAUGAGCUUCGAGGAGGCUGCUGCCUUUCCUGUCAACUACAUGACUGCCUACCUGCUGCUCUUCAAACUUGCCAACCUGCAGCCCCAACAGAGUGUGCUGGUGCACAUGGCGGCAGGUGGUGUAGGCACCGCGGUCACACAGCUCUGCAAGUUGGUAGAGGGUGUGACUCUCUUCGGAACGGCAUCAGCCAGCAAGCAUGAAGCCAUCAAGCAGGAGGGAGUCACUCACCCCAUCGAGUACCAGAACUAUGUGGACGACAUCCGCAAGAUCUGCCCCAAAGGUUUGGACAUUGUGCUGGAGCCUCUGGGAGGCUCAGACGUCCAGCAGGGCUUUGACCUCCUGAAGCCCAUGGGCAGACUUGUUACUUACGGUUUUGCCAAUGCACUGACGGGUCCAAAGAAGAACCGGAUGGCUUUGGCCAAAAUGUGGUACAACGAGUUCUCUAUCAAGGCCAUGUCUCUCAUGCAGUCCAACAAGGUAGUAUGUGGCCUCCACUUGGGCUACCUCUACAAGGAGCGUGAGAUCUUUGUAGAGGUGGUGGGCAAGCUGCUGGAGCUGUACAAGCAAGGCAAGAUAAAGCCACGUGUGGACUCUGUCCACCACUUCGAGCAGGUGGGCGAUGCUAUGAGGCGUAUGCAGGAGCGACUCAACAUCGGCAAGGUGAUCCUUCUGCCAGAGCCCAAGAAGGAGAAGGAGGAGGAGUCGAAGGAUGAGGCCAAGAAGGAGGCGGAACUCAAGGAUAACGCAGCACAAGAUGAGGAACCUGUGAAGGAAGAGAAUUGAGAGGAGGAAGCAUGACUUUUUAGAUGACUGGUCUCUUUCUGCUGUGCCCUGCCCAUGAUUCUCAGUCAUGGAGUCCUGCAUGGGCUCGGCUGCUCACGGCUACAAUUUAUUGUAUUUUUUUCAUUAUGUAAAAAAAACACUCUUUGCUCCAACUAAUUGCUUUGUAAAAUCACUGUGGAUCUGUGCUGGUGCAUCUCUGUGUCUCCCUCUUCUCUCUCAGGAUUCAAUGCGUUGGUCGACAUUGUCGCUUCAGCUAUGAAAUGAAAUGGGUAGAAAUCACCUAUACUGAGGAGAUUUUUUUUUUUUUUUAGUAUUUCAAUAGGAUGGAUUUCUCUAGGCUUUAAGAAGGUGAUUGCUAGGAUUAACUUAAUUCCUCCAUACUAAACCAGCCUGCAUUCUGGCACCAGACUGUGGUUCCUGUCUGAUACCUGGAUGUUCUGUAUUCAGGAACUGUAGUUUGUUAGCAUUGCCCACGGGAUGUAAACGGGUAGUGUGUGGCUCUGCAGGUUAGGCUGCCGUAGUUGCUUGCUAUUAGUGAUGGCCAAAACAACGUUUUCUGUAUUUUUUUUUUAACCCACUAGGUGGUGCCCUCUCUGUUUAAAAAUGGGCUCAAAGCAUGACUGAGAAAGCCAAGAGUGCCAUCUAGUGGAGUUAAAAAUACAACAAAUGGUUCAUGAGGCAUCUUUUUGGUCAUCUAGUUCUCAUAUAAAGAGAGAAAUCCACAUAUUAGUAACUCCAUCCAUUCAUAUUCUACAUGAUCAGUUUCACUUUCUUUGACUUUGCAACAGUGUCAUAUCGAUGCAAUUCAUGUAAUACAUGUUUGACAGUAUAUGACUUAGCUGACUAGUGCAUGUUAGUAUUUACACAAUCAGCAUGAUAUAUACAUGUGAGAGUAACGAAAUUCAAAAGAAAAACUGUGUAAUCCAUUUUCAUGACAAUGAGAGACAAUUGUACUUGCACAAUUGCAUGAAUUGAUCCGUCAUUUCAAUUUUGCGUCAAAGCAAUGAGAAAUGCUUAUAAUGAUAUGAAUAAAUGUGAUGAUGAAAUAGAGAA
Messenger RNA from Brienomyrus brachyistius, 2482 nucleotides. RefSeq names its product vesicle amine transport 1 (gene vat1). Gene Ontology annotation, molecular function: oxidoreductase activity. Lineage: Eukaryota; Metazoa; Chordata; Actinopteri; Osteoglossiformes; Mormyridae. Bases 176 to 1429 code for a protein of 417 amino acids. The transcript has 6 exons. The record is from RefSeq and is a predicted model, not a curated record.